Molecule: messenger RNA, 1350 nt
Organism: Fusarium falciforme
Lineage: Eukaryota; Fungi; Ascomycota; Sordariomycetes; Hypocreales; Nectriaceae
Product: Adenosylhomocysteinase
Exons: 2
Coding region: 1-1350 (449 amino acids)
Biological process (GO): L-methionine cycle
Cellular component (GO): cytosol
Molecular function (GO): adenosylhomocysteinase activity
Source: RefSeq, a predicted model, not a curated record
AUGUCUGCCCCCGCCCACAAGUUCAAGGUCGCUGACCUCUCCCUGGCCGCCUUUGGCCGCAAGGAGAUCGAGCUCGCUGAGAACGAGAUGCCCGGUCUCAUGCAGACCCGAGCCAAGUACGCUGCCGACCAGCCUCUCGCCGGUGCCCGCAUUGCUGGCUGCCUCCACAUGACCAUCCAGACCGCCGUCCUCAUCGAGACCCUGACUGCUCUUGGUGCCGAGGUCACCUGGACCAGCUGCAACAUCUUCAGCACCCAGGACCACGCCGCUGCCGCUAUUGCCGCCGCCGGUGUCCCCGUCUUCGCCUGGAAGGGUGAGACCGAGGAGGAGUACAACUGGUGCCUCGAGCAGCAGCUCCUUGCCUUCAAGGAUGACAAGAAGCUCAACCUCAUCCUCGAUGACGGUGGUGACCUGACCACCCUCGUCCACAACAAGUACCCUGAGAUGCUCAAGGACUGCUACGGUGUCUCCGAGGAGACCACCACCGGUGUCCACCACCUCUACCGCAUGCUCAAGGAGAGCAAGCUCCUCGUCCCCGCCAUCAACGUCAACGACUCCGUCACCAAGUCCAAGUUCGACAACCUCUACGGCUGCCGUGAGUCCCUUGUCGACGGUAUCAAGCGUGCCACCGAUGUCAUGAUUGCUGGCAAGGUCGCUGUUGUUGCUGGUUUCGGUGAUGUCGGCAAGGGCUGCGCCAUGGCCCUCCACGGCAUGGGUGCCCGCGUCCUCGUCACUGAGAUUGAUCCCAUCAACGCCCUCCAGGCCGCCAUGGCCGGCUACCAAGUCACCACCAUGGAGAAGGCUGCCAAGAUUGGUCAGAUCUUCGUCACCACCACUGGCUGCCGUGACAUUCUCACUGGUGCUCACUUCGAGGCCAUGCCCAACGACGCCAUCGUCUGCAAUAUUGGCCACUUCGAUAUCGAGAUUGACGUUGCCUGGCUCAAGGCCAACGCCACCUCCGUCCAGAACAUCAAGCCCCAGGUUGACCGCUUCCUCAUGCCCAGCGGCCGCCACAUCAUCCUCCUCGCCGAGGGCCGUCUGGUCAACCUUGGCUGUGCCACCGGCCACUCCUCUUUCGUCAUGUCCUGCUCUUUCACCAACCAGGUCCUUGCCCAGAUCAUGCUGUUCAAGGCCAGCGACAAGGCCUGGGGUGAGAAGUACGUUGAGUUCGCCAAGACCGGCAAGCUCGACGUCGGCGUCUACGUCCUCCCCAAGAUCCUCGAUGAGGAGGUUGCCCGUCUCCACCUGGACCACUGCCAGGCUGAGCUCAGCACCCUCACCCAGGUCCAGGCUGAUUACCUCGGCCUGACCCGCGAGGGCCCCUUCAAGGCCGACAUCUACCGCUACUAA